AAUAGUUUUUCAUUAUAAAGGUUUCUGAAUAGCUGAAAGUCCCAUUAGAGAGCCACUGUGUCGUGAACCUUUUGUAAAACAUGAAAUAAUUUUUAUAUACGUCACGUCCAACGUCACAUUCACCGCGCUGAUUUACAAAUGACAGACGCACGAGCCGUCGCUGCGUAGUAGCCCGUCACGUCGUUUGUACAUCAGUGAUUAUUUCACGAGCCGGAGCGCUCAGUCACCCCCAGUGAAACCGAAGGUCACCUCACCUCAGCGGCUCGUGAACGGGGAGACACGGUAACUGUUCACUAACGCAAUGGACGGCUUUGAUCAGCUGAGCGCGUCGGAGAAGGCGGAGGCGAGCGAGCUCCAGCGUAUGAUCGCCAUAGAGCAGCAGAAAGCGCAGUUCCAGGCCCAGGUCCACACUUUCACUGACGUCUGCUGGGACAAGUGUGUGGACAGUCCAGGCUCGAAGCUGGACUACCGGACAGAGACGUGUCUGCAGAGCUGUGUCGAGCGUUUCAUCGACACCACCCUGACCAUCACCAACCGUUUCACACAGAUGGUGCAGAAGGGCGCUCAUUAAUGAUGGACUAUAGAUGCCAACAGGACUGUGUAAAAUCAAAUAUAUUACCCACAUGCUGCUGGGAGAGAAUGUGAAGAGGACAAGUGUUUUUAUAACUUACUGUUGAAGCUUUCGAACGGUGCAGCCUGAUGGGGAAAGUCUGCACGUUUGUGUGUGCAAUUGGCAGCAAGAAAUCAUGUAAUGUGAUGUGGUGUCAGUAAAGUGAGGCAUUACGCUCAUG
Larimichthys crocea (large yellow croaker) is the source of this 791-nucleotide messenger RNA. RefSeq names its product translocase of inner mitochondrial membrane 8 homolog B (yeast) (gene timm8b). The record is from RefSeq and is a predicted model, not a curated record. NCBI's taxonomy places the organism in Eukaryota, Metazoa, Chordata, Actinopteri, Sciaenidae. The transcript has 2 exons. The coding region runs from base 302 to 571 and encodes 89 amino acids.